GAUUUCACGAGCCUUGCUCUCGGUUUUUUUGUGGUCUCAAGAUAUCGGACCUCCUCGAAUCGGCUCGAUCUUGCACAGAACAACACUCCCACACUGCCACAGUCACAGUUUGACGAGACGCCAUUGUGAGUAGCAUCUUUGUCCGAAGCGUUGUCUUCCUUACUUGUCAAGAUGGGAUCAGGAGGUGACUUUGGCCACAAGAAAAUGAGUGGGAGAUGGCCCCUAUUCAUGGUCGCACGCCGUGGGGAUUUGGGCUCGGCUGUCCCCCUGACCAUUGCCACCAUGUUCUGCGUUUCAUUCGCAACGCUUCUGGGGUACCACAUGUGCACCAAGGGAACGGAAUUCAGAUGGAGGCCCAGCAAGCGGUCAGAUAAGUACUCUGAGGUCAACAACUGGGCCGACAAGAAGGACAACGGAUUCAUUUUCGGAAUCGGCACACCUUCCGAGGUGUAUGAGGGCAAGCACCUGCCACCCAAGUACUAGAUACGAAUAUGUACCAGUGAACUCCUAUGUUCUACAGAUUUACUCUCUUCUUUUUAAUGAUUACAAUAUUGUGUGGAGAUUUCACAACACCUAGAGCGUGGGAGCAAGUCGGAUGUCAUUGUUACAGUACAGCGGACUCUAUUGCAAAUGCUUAUAUAGUUCUGACGCGGAGAAGUCAUGUACCCCGCCUUAUAUGCAAGUUCCCCAGAUAUUAUUUACCCAUCUAAUUCCAGAUCAUUAGAACAGUAUUUAUGGGAUUUAUAACAGAUAUCUGAUGUGUUUAGAAUGGAUUGGUUUGCAGUUCGCUCUGA
Messenger RNA from Sycon ciliatum, 794 nucleotides. RefSeq lists its product as uncharacterized. The record is from RefSeq and is a predicted model, not a curated record. Bases 172 to 483 code for a protein of 103 amino acids. Lineage: Eukaryota; Metazoa; Porifera; Calcarea; Leucosolenida; Sycettidae. The transcript is spliced from 4 exons.